This is a messenger RNA of Orbicella faveolata, 921 nucleotides long. Its product is annotated as transgelin-like. Gene Ontology annotation, biological process: actin filament organization. NCBI's taxonomy places the organism in Eukaryota, Metazoa, Cnidaria, Anthozoa, Scleractinia, Merulinidae. The record is from RefSeq and is a predicted model, not a curated record. Gene Ontology annotation, molecular function: actin filament binding. Gene Ontology annotation, cellular component: actin cytoskeleton.
AUAUAAACCCUGCAGAAUAUUCUCUUUGAAGUUAAUCCUGCCAGCACGUAACAUUGCCGCUGCUCUGAAGCGCUGAUUCAAAAAGAAUACAACAGAAUGGCUUCCCGACCCAAAGGUUUCGGAAUGACUGCCGAGUUAGCACGAAAGAAAGACGCCAAAUACGAUCCGGAAUUGGAUGCACAAAUAAGAGGCUGGAUCAAUCAAGUUAUUGGUGAACAAGUUCUUAAACCCGAACCGGAUGCAAAAGAUUUCCAUGAGUCCCUGAAGGAUGGAGUAAUUUUAGUCAAUCUGGCCAAUGCACUUGGAGGAAAGAUCAAAGGAAACCAAUCAAAAAUGGCUUUCAAAAUGAUGGAGAACAUCGGAAAGUUUCUAGAAUUCUGUGACUCUUUGGGAGUGCCCAAAACUGACGUGUUCCAGACUGUUGACUUAUACGAAGGCCAGAACAUCCCUCAGGUGAUCAAUGGAUUACAUGCUUUAGCCCGAAAGGCAUACUCGUCAGGCAUGCCUGUACCUCAGCUGGGACCCAAAGAAGCCACGGCCAACAAACGCGAAUUUACUGAGGAGCAGCUUAGGCAGGGUGAGCACGUGAUCGGGCUUCAAAUGGGGUCAAAUAAAGGAGCCUCACAGGCAGGAGACCAUUUUGGCCGUCCCAGGCAGGUGGCUGGUGCAAAUGUGUACAAAUGAGCUCCAUAUCGAACUCAUGUUGAAUUCACAACGCGGACUUGUGAGAGAGUACAACUUAAAUUAGGAAAUGAAGAGACUUCCACGUAAAUUGCGAACACGAUCGUUUCGCGUAAUCGUUGAUUUUCUAGACUUGCUGAGAAACAGACGUCCUUUUGCGGUUUUAUAAAUUGUAUCGAAGAAAUAGUUUUGUAGCAGGUUGUAGUUUUAGACGAAUAAACUCUUUGGCUUGUCACUGAC